This is a messenger RNA of Engraulis encrasicolus (European anchovy), 10224 nucleotides long. RefSeq lists its product as uncharacterized. Gene Ontology annotation, cellular component: transcription factor TFIIIB complex. The coding region runs from base 99 to 7844 and encodes 2581 amino acids. Gene Ontology annotation, biological process: RNA polymerase III preinitiation complex assembly. NCBI's taxonomy places the organism in Eukaryota, Metazoa, Chordata, Actinopteri, Clupeiformes, Engraulidae. The record is from RefSeq and is a predicted model, not a curated record. The transcript has 46 exons. Gene Ontology annotation, molecular function: TFIIIC-class transcription factor complex binding.
UACAGGAAGUUGGUUCGCGUCUGCACGAGCUUUGACAUCGGUCAUGGAAAAUAUAAAGAUAUAAACGUUAUUAUUACAUUGUGAACAUUUGGCCCGAGAUGAUUCGAAGAUCAAGAAUCAGCGUCAGGCCGAACGUGCGCCCUGGCGGCCGACCAUCAGUGGCUUCCUCCCAGGAUGCAUCCAAGCCGAAUGCCGACCUGUCAUCAUCCCAGGGCUCGGAACAGACCGAACCGGUACCGGUACCAGAACAACAGCCUCUUUCGGCUCCUACACAGGCACCCAGCAAUGACACUCAGAAGCCGGAGCCAGCUAGGCCUGCCCAACCGGAGAGGGUUCCCCAAGGCGAUGUGUCGGUUCCCGAAACUCCGUCGCAGAAACCUGCACAGGAUGAAAGACUGUCCCAGCCCUCUCCCUACACCACGGCCCCCUCAAAUACGGACACUGAACCCCUCUCCCCUCACACAUCCACAUCAUUACCGUCUCAAACCUCCACCACCUCAAUAAAACCCUUCUCCUCAUCCAGGGGUGCUGCAAAGACAGACCCUCUUCCCCCAACCACAACAACAGCAGCUAGCGAGCAGGCAAAGACGGCAGACAAGGCGCCCCCCCUUCGGAGGCCGAAAACUCGACCGAGCUUACCAACCCUUCCUCGACAACCCAGAGCCCGGCCCAAGGAGGAUGCCGCCGCCAAACCGCCUGCUCCGCAACAACAGGACGUACCGCCUUCUGACAACAAAGGGAAUACGGAAACUCAGCUGCCCGAUGUGUUUGAGUCGGGGCCGCCAAAAGAAGCAGCAGCACCGCCACCUGCGGUGACACAACCGUCAGACAACGCAACGCCAUCGCCUACCUCAGACACAUGGAAUCAGCAGGACGCCACUGACCUCCUGAAACAGAAAAAGGAAACCGAGAUCACCGCAGAGAGGUUGAAGCGUAAACUUGCGGUGAUCUCCGCUGCUGAGAAGGGCAAACCCAAGCAGCCUGAGGUCCGAUCGUACGGCCUCAAGGACUCUACGGACCUCAUACGACUCGGGAAAGCAAAGAAGCUGAGGGAACUCCUGAAGCUGGAGAUCUGUAAGGAAAAGAACCAGAAGACGUUGCUGGUGAAGACUAAGCGUAUCCAGUAUGACACGGUGAAGGACCCCAGCAAGAUGACCAUGAGGGAGCUCAUCUACUACCUGCCCAAGACCAACCCCAUGAAAGAGAUCAGCUCGGAGGAGAGGGUCCUCCCCCAGUCCAAACAGCUGACCCAAGAGCCAGCGCCGGAGCCGGAACCGGAGCCGAGGAAUGAGGAGGAGGAGGACGAGGAGGCCGGCCUAUCUGGAGAGGACGUCAGUGAGCCGCUACUGGUGCCCCAGGUCAAGGUGGCCGAGGACGGCACACUCAUCAUCGACGAGCAGAGUUUGACGGUGCAGGUGAAGCGCAUGGAGGGCCCCAACCCCACGGAGGAGCGCGACCCCGUCUUCGAGAGGGGAUCCACCACCACCUACUCCAGCUUCCGCAAGGGCACCUACACCAAACCCUGGUCAAGCCAAGAGACUGAUAUGUUUUUCCUGGCGAUCAGUAUGGUGGGCACAGACUUCUCCAUGAUUGGCUCCAUGUUUCCACAUCGAGCUCGCUCUGAGAUAAAGAACAAGUUCAAGAAAGAAGAGCGGACCAAUGCUUGGAGGGUAGACAAGGCCUUUCGCGAGAGGCGUCGUCUGGAUAUGGAGUUCUUCACGGAGCUGCUGGAUAAGAUCUUGGCCGAGGAGGAACGCAGGAAGAAGAGUAACAAAGGGGGCCAGAAGAGAGAGAGACGGCCCCGAGUGAAAAAGCCAAAGAAGGUUGUGACAGCAGACACCGAGGACUCUGCUGGAGAGGACCUGAUCGACCUGGCGGAGGGCGAGAAGGAGAACGAGGACUGCCUGAGUGACCAGGCCGCCGCCAACCGCAAGACCAUCAAGAAGAAGAGCGGCAGCGAGGCAGCCGACACCCCUCCCAAAAAGAAGACCACCAAGAGGAAGAAAGCGCCUGAAACGGACCCUGAUGGAGGUGCUUCUGUUGAAGUGGAGCUCCAGGAUGAGGAGGGGAGUGGCUUGCCGAUGAAGGAUGCCCAGGCAUCUGACGGCCGCCGCAAGUCGCCGAGAAAGCCUCGCAGCAGCAAGACGGUGGAGAUCUCCUCAGAUGAAGGAGACGGUGGCACGGAGGAAACCGCCAAACCCGCCGCCAAGAAGAAGAGAAAAAAUGAGGCAUCUCCAACUUCAAAAACCAAAAAGAGUAAAAAGGGAGAGUCGGCGGAAGGAAAUGAAGAAUCACCCAGCAGAACUGGCAGAUUAAAACGGAAACGGCCUCAGCCAAAGCUUCCGGCUAAGGAGAGAGGCACGGGGAAGAAAGAUCGCCCCCUCACCCAAUCCAGUGAUGAUAACGCCAAUGUUGACAGCACUGGUAGACAUGGCAAGAAGCAGAAGCGCGGCGGGCUGGUUACUCUGCGAGCGUCUGUGUCUGACGACGACGCUGAAGGCCAGGAUGGAGAGAUGCUGGAUGCUGAGGAAGAGGAGGAUGAGGAGGGGGGUUACCGGGCGACGAGGACGGAGGACAUGAACCAGGUGCCUGCUUUUGUGCCAGUCGGCCUGCGCUCUCCCGUGCCGGUCAUGCCAGAGAUUGAGGAGACCCUGGAAGAGGCGGCCCUGGACUUUGUGCCUUAUGAAAACCUUGAAGAAUCUGCUGCCCAGACACUGCUCGCCAUUGGCAACACGUGCCAUGCGCCACUCAGACCCUGCUCACCUGAAACAGUUGCAGAUGAGGAGCAGACAGGAGGCCUCCACGUCUCUGGCACUGAUGCAGACACACCAAGACCCUCCCAGUCUGGAGACACUGUUGGGCAACAAUUACAUCAGGGAUCCUCUGCCAUUGCCCCAAGUGGCCCUCAGGAGGAGGAGGGUCAGGCCAUUGAGGAGUCCGGUUACACCAUCUCUGAGGAGGCGCUGAAAGAAGAACCUCCAGGAUCCACCGAGGUAGAGGAGGAACCUCCAACGCCGUCCGUUGAUGAAGAAGAUGAUCAGCCAUCUGCCACCGAUGUAGACACUGAAGCGGCAGCCGAUCCUCUGGAGUCCGAAACCUCUUUGUGUGGCAUAUCAUCCAUUGGAGAUCAUCUGGAACAGGGAGCUGCAGACGUGUCUGGUCCUUCAGAUCCCCAGGCAGAGGACCAUCCCGCUGCAGUAGACACUGAGGAUGCUCCUCUAACCUUAUCUGGCAUCUCCCUAAUCGAGGAGCACUUACAGCAGGAGGACGUGAGUCUGUCCCAGCUGACUGAAGCCUUGAGGGAGGAGCCUAUGUACUUGAUGUCAGAUGAACCGACCAAUGAACUGCCUUCGUCUGCUGAUGACCUCGCCACUGAAGGGCCGUCAUCUACAGAAGAAGCCAGUGAAUUUCCUUCAUGCAUUGAUGAGCAGGUCAACGAACUGCUCUCAUGUGCGGAACCAGCCAAUCAGCUGCUCUCAUGUGCGGAACCAGCCAAUCAGCUGCCUUCGUGCAGUGGUGCAGGAAGUGUGGAGGCAGCGGUGGCCAUAGAGGCUGGCAACUCUCUGUGCAGCAUGGCAUCCAUUGCAGAACACUUCACACAGGGAGCUGCCAGUGUCACUCAGCUGUCGGACCCCAACAGUGAUGAGCCCAUAUUCAUUAUAUCCCUGACCGAGAUCUCCCCGUCCUUCAUAGAGUCUCUCCCCACCGACGCCGACCCCCCACUCUCCCACACCCAGCUCCUCAUGUGCGACCCACAGCCCCUCUCCACUCAGCCUCAGGCUCUUGCCUCCACCUCCUCCUCCACCACCUCCUCCUCCUCCACCACCAACACCUUCCCUCUGGCCACCACAGCAGUGGAAUCUCUGGCCCAGGCUGCAGCGGUGGUUCCGGAACCCGUGUCUGCUCCCACGGAACCCUGUCCAAUGACAUCACAAUGGAGCCGAGCAAGAGAUGUGAACACGGGAGGUGUUCAGCAGGCCAAUGUGAAGUCGGAGCGUAGAACUACAAGAACAGAGGAGGACGCGGAGGGAAAUAGUGCCUGGGGCGCUCCGGCUGGUGACGGUGAUACCAGAACAGUAUCUCACGUGGUCUUCACUGAUGCCCUGGUGGCUGUAGAGGCCGCAGGGGGAAAAGAUGGGCAGAGGGAAGAGGUUCCCACCACUGCAGGCUCAAGCUCAGAAAAUGUUGUAGGAUCAGUGCGGCCUGGUGUUUCUGAGCCAACAAAAGAAGAGCCUUCACCAUCCAAGAAAACGGUGACCAGGAGAGCCAAGGUCCAGGUGAAGCCGGCUUUGACAGGGCGUAGAAACGUUUCUCAAAAGGCCUCUGAAGAAACAAAAUCCACACCACCCUCCUCCUCCUCCUCCACCCAAGCCACCAUCAGCAAAGCUUCACCCCAGUCCAGCAGCAUCCAGCCUCCCUCAGUAACUAGCAGUGUGGCGACUCCAGGAGUCCAAGUCCAGUUCAGCAGCAACCAGUUGCCUGCAGCAUCAAGUGCCUUGAUGGGCCGUCGUAAUGUACGUCAAAAAUAUUCAGAAAAAACCUCUCCACCACCACCCUGCUCCUCAACCCAACCCGUCACCAGCAAAACAUCGCCUACAGCAUCACAUCAGCCUUCAUCAACAACUAGUGGAGUGUGUACAGAAGAUGCUCCAGUGGUCCAGACUGGCGACUGGGAAGCUCCUGAUCACUCCAGUACAGUGUCUCACAUGAUCGUCACCGACUUCCUGGUUCCUGUGGAGGAGGAAAUGGAGAAACACGGGGACAAGGAAGAGAUGACCACCACCGCAAGUUCAAGUACCAGAAAUGUGGUUGGAUCAGCCCAGUCUGGUGUAGAUGUGACUGAGGAACAGUCUGCAGCAACCAAAAAAGCAACGACGAGAAGAGCCAAGGUCCAGGUAAAACCUGCUUUGACUGGGCGUCGAAACCUGUCUCAAAAGGCCUCUGAAAAAACAAAAUCCACACCACCCGCCUCCACCUCCGCCUCCACCACCACCCAAGCCACCGUCAGCAAAGUUUCAGUCCAGUUCAGCAGCAACCAGUUGCCUGCAGCAUCAUCUGCCAUGACAGGCAGUCGUAACGUACGUCAAAAAGACUCCGAAAAAACCUCUCCACCACCACCCUGCUCCUCAACCCAACCCUUCACCAGCAAAACAUCGCCUUCAGCAUCACAUCUGCCUUCAUCAACAGCUAGUGGAGUGUGUGCAGAAGAUGCUCCAGUGGUCCGUUAUGAAGCUCCUGAUCACUCCAGUACAGUGUCUCACAUGAUCGUCACCGACUUCCUGGUUCCUGUGGAAGAGGAAACUGCCACUCACUCAAGCACUGAAAAUGUUGUAGGAUCACCGCAGCCUGAUCUUCCUGACCCAACAGAAGAGGAGCCAACACCAGCCAAGAAAGCGGUGACCAGAAGAGCCAAGGUCCAGGUGAAACCUGCUUUGGCGGGCCGUCGAAACGUACCCAAACACACCUCAGAGGAAUCGUCGACACCAUCCACCUCCUCAACGCAGCCCAUGGCCAACACUGCUGCCACUGGAAGUUGGAGCACCAAGCAGAGUGACGGGAGAGCUGCUGCUAAUGUGGAGGAGGACACCAGAGUGUCUCACAUGAUCGUCACGGACUUCCUGGUGCCCGUAGAAGCAGACGUGGAGAAACGUGAAAGUAUAGAAGAGACGAGUGAUGCUGCAAGCUACACUGCAAGUACUGAAAAUGUAUCUGCACAGCCUGAUGUUUCUAGGCCAACAGAAGAAGAAGCUCCACCAUCCAAGAAAGCGGUGACCAGGAGAGCCAAGGUCCAGGUGAAGCCGGCUUUGACUGGGCGUCGAAGCGUGUCUCAAAAGGCCUCUGAAGAAACAAAAUCCACACCACCCUCCUCCUCCACCUCCUCCACCCAAGCCACCGUCAGCAAAGCUUCACCCCAGUCCAGCAGCAUCCAGCCUUCCUCAGUAACUAGCAGUGUGGCGACAGCAGAGACUCCAGUUGGUCGAGUUCAAUCAGUGCCUGAUCGCUCAGUAGCCAGCGAGUGGAGAAGGCCAGUUCAUGAUGACUCCAGUGCAGUGUCUCACAUGAUCGUCACAGACUUCCUGGUUCCCGUUGAAGCAGAAUCAGAGAAACAUGGGGAGAGUGAAAAGAUUCCCGGCACUGCAAUUCCAACCGCAGGAUCAGACCAGUCGGUUGUUUCAGGCCCAACAGAAGAAGAACCUGCACCAGCCAAGAAAACAACAACAACAAGGAGAGCCAAGGUCCAGGUGAAACCAGCUUUAACGGGACAUCGAAAUGUUUCUCAAAAAACUUCAGAAGAAAAACCCUCUACAUCUGCAGCUGUCCAAAGUACUCCAUCGAUAGCUGAAGAUUCUAUAAUCAGUGACCGGAGAUCCUCUGUUGACACUGAGGACAGCGCAACAGUAUCUCACAUGAUUGUCACCGAUUUCCUGGUAACUGUUGAAGCAGACGUGGAGAAACAUGAAAGUAUAAAAGAGGCUCACCCAUCUGCAAGAUCAACUACUGACAAUGUAGUUGUAUCAAUGCAGCCUGGUGUUUCUGGCCCAACAGGAGAGGAGCCAACUCCAGCCAAGAAAACGGUGACCAGAAGAGCCAAGGUCCAGGUGAAGCCUGCUUUAACGGGACGUCAAAAGGUGUCUCAAAAACCUCCAGAAGAACUCUCCACGUCUGCAGCUCUCCAAAGUACUCCAUCGAUAGCUGAAGAUCCCAUUAUCAGUGACUUGACCGCUUCUGUGGAUGUGGAUGACGCAACACCAGUGUCUCACACAAUCCUCUCUGAAGUCCUGGUGCCUGUAGAAGCAGAAAUGAAGAAACGCGUUGAGCCAGAAGAGGCACACUCAUCUGCAAGUUCAAGCACUGAAAAAAUACCAGCCAAGACCGCAGCGACGAGGAGAGCCAAGAUCCAAGUGAAACCUGUUACCGCAGCACGGGGAACGAUAUCGAAAAGUGCCUCAGCAGAGACAUCGCCCUCGUCAUCGUCCGCCUCCACACCCCAACCCGUCGUCACCAUAGUAGCCUCUACGGCGUCCAGCAGCGAGCCGUUACCUUCUACAGCAUCACCUCAACCCCCGUCGACUACUGAUGAUGCGCACGCGGAGGAGGAGGAGACUCCAGCUGUCCGGAGCACUCCGCAAGCACCUCCUCCCAAUCCCCUCAGCAGACCUGGAAGGAAACUCAAGGGCUUCCUGUCCUUCAUGUCCAGCUCCGCCUCCACUACAUCCGGAUCCGGAUCAGGACCAGGUCCAGGUGCCACCAGACCAGCUCAGCCCAGAGCAGCGGCGGUACCGUCCACACGACCCUGCAGCAGACCCAGACCUGCACCUGCACCCGGACCCAGAACCAAGACCGCAGCAUCAUCAUCAUCAUCAUCAUCAUCAUCAUCAUCAUCAGUAGCAGCAACAACAGACGCAUCGAUAUCCAGUAGCUCAUCAUCCCACACAAGCAAUACAGACAGAGUUGUUCCCACAAUGACGUCUACUCGUGACUUUACAGACAGAGUUGUUCCCACAAUGACGUCUACUACUCAUGGCACUACAAAAACUGCUGCUGCUUCAACAUCUACGCAUGGACCUACAAAAACUGCUGUUGCUUCAAUGCUGAGUCGUGACGGUAUAAAAACUGCUGUUCCCUCAACGUCUUCGCAAAGCUCUUCGAAAACUGCUGUUCCUACCACGUCCUCUCACGGCAGCAGAAAAGCCGCUCCAGUCAUCUCCAGUGGCAGCACGACUUCGUCUGUGGAUUGCCCUGACUCCAGAGAGGUCUCCAUCAGUCAACAGUCAGAGGAGCCCACAGGAGUAUCUGCGUUUAUCCUCAGUGACAUCUUCACAGAAGUGGCAGAGGACCCCUGAGCCCACAACUGCAGCGUUCAUGAACAUUCAGGGGGUGUAUACUAAGAACAUGGUUAAGUGGUAAUCCAGCCUUAGUUAACCUACAGGAACUGGUCAUCCAGGCUUAGUUAAAGGGGUAUGCCACUAUUUUGGGGCUUAAUACAGUUAAAAUCGUUGGCUGGGGUUUAUAAAGGUGGUAAAGUGUCUUAUUUUUCAUGUUAAGCGUUGUCUUGCUUUAAGACAAGUGAAAGCCAAUGGAUGCUACAAUGCUACACGGAUCCACUGACUUUCACUAGCUUAGCGACAUAUUCCCUCUUUUAACUUGUCUUAAAGCAAGACAACGCUUAACAUGAAAAAUAAGACACUUUACCACCUUUAUAAACCCCGGCUGACGAUUUUAACUGUAUUAAGCUACAGGAUACAGCAUAAUUUAGUAUUUAAUUAAAUGAGGACGCCAGGCUCUUCUAUUAGAUGAUUUACCUCUACCACAAGACUAACUUAACCCGCUUUACUACUGAACCAGCUUCUUAGUGUACCCCAUGGUGCAGUUCAAGCAGAGGGCGCGUCUGCAAGACUAGAAGCGAUGAGCUACUGAGUUUGAACUCUACACAGGUGACUGUGAUGUCAUGUCAGCAAGUCGGGCUGGAUUCAGUCUAGAGAUGCACCGGAUCCAAGAUCCGGUUCCGGAUCCGGCAGGAUAAUAGGGUUUUUCACAGGAUCCGGAUCCGGUUCCAGGAUCCAGGAUCCGGUAGCCAAGGCUUUUCAGUCAAAAUAGUUUGAGCCAACGUGAUAAAAAGGGCCCACAUGUGCGAGUAGGCUAUGUGUUUCAACCCUUUCGUAGGAUCCGGUAUCCGGUUCUGGAUCUGGCAGGAUCUUAAGCAGUGGAUCCGGUAUCCGGCAGGAUCCUAAAAAUCAGGAUCCGGUGCAUCUCUGGAUUCAGUCAGAGGUGAAGAUCGUCCUGCACCUUUUCCUGGGAUGUGAACAAAGGCUGAUUGUGAUUUUAGAGUGAGGAGUCCGCACACUGAAAAUCCUUUUUUUUUGUUUUUUUUUAUUCCGUGGCAGGAUAGGGUGACAUUUUGACUGUUGUCUUUAUCAGAUGACCUGGUCAAGACAACAGUCAAAACAUCAUCCUGUAAUGCCAUGUAAUAAUAAAAAAAACACAGAGAAAAGGAUUUUAAGCGUGCCAACUCCUCACUCUAACGUCAAGAGGGGCUGGCCCAUCGUGCGGACACUUGAGAAGAGCUGCAGGGCUCUGGUCGGUUUGAGGACAAUUCAUGUUUUCUGUUACCCUUACCUGGAACAAGCACGCCACGAUCCACUGUAAUCGGGUUAUAUAAUAUUAUGUUGUCAGUAUUAAAUAAAUCUUGAGUUUAUCAGUCUGUGUGACUGAGUACCACACCAUGCUACUUUUAGUUUUAGUCUCAUCCCAAUAGUUGUUCAUUGCAACAAUGAAUGAGGCUGGGGGUUAUUCCAAGAACAUGGUUUAAGGAACAGUCCCCCCAUUUUUAAUUUUCACAUAUUUGCUGUAUUUCCAAGCGUUAUUCAUGAAUGUGCAUAUCAUUUUCUUCUCAGUGUUUUCAGUACUUAGAUUAAUAGGAUCAGAAUUAUUAGCAUAUUUUAGCAUAAUCACUGGAAGCAAGCAUCAAGCCACAAGUGAUCACAGGACGGGAUUAAAUAGCUGUUUUGCACUAUGGUGAAUUUUACAUUAAUUUUAAAGUAGUUUAUAAGUACAUUUGAGACUGUUUUGUUUGUUCCCAUAGACUUGUAUUGCUACGAUUAAUUUUGCUAUACUGUUUAAUUAAGCAAUGCAAACACAUAGACAAAAAUGAUAUGCACAUUCAUGAAUAAUGCUCGGAAAUACUGCAAAUAUGUGAAAAUUUUAAAAUGGUGGACUGUUUCUUUAAGCGAUAAGCCUGGCUACCGGUAUGUUAACCUGAAGAGGUAAAUCUUCUAAUAGAUAGCCCAUAUGUGUCCUUUAGUUAGGAAAAUAAGGACUCCAGGCUCUUGUAUUAGAUGAUUUUCCACUACCUCAACUCAAGGCUAACUUAACCUGGAUUACUAUUUAGCCAGGAUCUUGGCGUACUCUCCAGUUGGUCUUUUUUCAACAUCAUUAUGUUGUGUUUGUAUUUGUGUUGGCCAUGUUGUUGGCUGCCUGCAUGGCUACUUGUCUCAGUGGGAUACAUCACACCAGUCUUGAAUAAACAGAUGAAGGUUUAUAUUUCACUGUCAAUUUUUUGUAUUAUUAUUAUUAUUGGAAAUUGUUAUUGUUAUAACAAUGUUAUUUUAAUGUAAAUAAAGUGUUUUUCCUGUUCUUUUGUUUGACAUCCUCUUAAAUUUAAAUAUUAAAUAUUGAAGCUUUGCUAUUUGUGGUAUUAUUUUUUGCUUGUUUGUGAGCUCUGCU